CAAACUACUACUCUCACAUUCAUCCACUUUUCUUCAAAGUCUUCAUCUCAUAUCCUCUUUGUUGUGUCCUCACACGAGUGUAGGAACGGCAUUAUUGUGAUGGAGAGCCAGGAUCUUUCUUCGCCACCCCACGUGGACGCAUCUCGACCGUCCCUUGGGUUCCCCUUGGGCACUGCCCUUCUCUUGAUCAUCAUCUUCACCUUGAGUGGCGUCCUCUCUUGCUGCUACCAUUGGGAUAGGGUGUGUUCCCUCCGUCAAUCUUUCUCUGAUUCCGAACCCCAAAUGCCUUCCUCACCCACCAAAUCUAAGCACUCCAAGGAAUUGAAGCAAAACAGGGGACAAAGCUUGCCAGUGUUGAUGCCAGGGGAUGAUGUGCCAAAGUUCAUAGCCAUGCCGUGUCCGUGCCAGCCUUCAAGACCAGACAGCAUCGUUGUCACCGUCGAAAUGGAGAAGCCACCGCCCAAACCGCCGCAACUACCAGUCCCUUUCUAUUUGUAAUUAGCUGCUUCCAAGGUUUCAAAAUGGGCCAAGAUUCUUCUCCACAACCACAAUUUUCAAAAUAUCAAUUAUCAAAGAUCACAGCGAAUCUUCUGGAACCACAGUAUCAUAGAUCACGACAAAACUUCUGAAACCUAAAUUUAAAAAUCUUGGCUAGUUGUGCUACUGCUUCUCAUCACAUGUUUCUAUUUCCCACCAUUUGUUGUACUAAUGUAUAUUCAUUUUGUUCACCCAAAUUAGAGUGUAAGAAAUAAAAUGCAAAAAAAAUAAAAUAAUAAGGGAUAGGUAGGGUUGCAGGUCAAUUCGUAGAUUUUGAGAUCAAUUUCAUUUGAUUCAAUCCAUCCUUGUGUAGUAUCUAAACUAUUAAGCAGUUUCUAGAUGGUGGAUAUUGCAUCUGAGACGCACGUUGAAGAUGAAGCUAUGCACCAGAGGCAUUCAGCUAGGACGAAGCAGCUACCCAAGCAUUGUGAUAUCUACCAAUUAGGAUAGAAGGGCUUGGGGAAUGGGGUAAAAGCUGUGGGUAGAUCGUAGGCAGGGAAGGUAGUUACGUGUUGUUCAUAUAGUUAGAGCUUAGCAACAGCAGCUAACCAUUUACGGUUAAGCGUGGGUCCUCACGUUAUAAAAGUUGUAACCAACUUGAAGAGGAUAUGGAUAAUCCAGAAGUUUCCUUUC
This is a messenger RNA of Glycine soja, 1170 nucleotides long. RefSeq lists its product as uncharacterized. The record is from RefSeq and is a predicted model, not a curated record. Bases 100 to 498 code for a protein of 132 amino acids. The transcript has 2 exons. Lineage: Eukaryota; Viridiplantae; Streptophyta; Magnoliopsida; Fabales; Fabaceae.